AUGCAGUACGUUGGAAAAGUAGGAGGUUACGUCUACAAUCAAUGGAACUCGUUAAACCCGGCAACGUUGUCUGGGGCAAUUGAUAUCAUCGUUAUAGAGCAACCUGAUGGUUCCUUACAUUGUUCUCCGUGGCAUAUCAGAUUUGGGAAAUUUCAAAUCAUCAAACCUCUGCAGAAGAAAAUCGAUGUCUAUGUCAAUGGAAGGAAAACCGAUUUGCCCAUGAAAUUAGGUGAGGGUGGUGAAGCAUUCUUUGUAUUCGAAAUCGACAAAGAUAGCGGAGCUGAAUUGUUAAGUAAGCUGGUGUUAACAUCUCCUGUCAUCUCGGCUUCAAGCUCAGCUCCUGGAAGUCCACCUGAUAGUCCAAGGCUUUCGUCCACCAACGCAAACACGUUGUCUCCUUUACCUACCUCUAAUUCAAUAACAGGAUCUGCAUUAAAUUUAAAUACCUCUGAUGAACCUGAUAACUUGCAAUUAGAUAAUGAUACUGCCAGUAAUAUUGAAAGCAAGAUUAAAUUAUCGACCUCGUCACCUGCAACACCAGUGCAGCCAAAAUCCCCAAGGAAUAAUACGAAGAUAGCUUUUGAAAAAGCCAAAAAAAUUACUCAAAAGUUAAAUAUUCCAUCUAAGAUUGAUAUAAACGGUGAUAUGGUAUUAGAUAUGGAUGGGUAUAAGCCCAAUUCGCAGAAAAAUAUAGAUAACUCUGAUGAAUUAUUCAAUAAGAUUUUCACUGAAGAAAUGGAGAAUCUUCAAAAUGCUGAUGGAAACUCAGGCUAUAAGUUUGAUGAGAAUCAGUGGGAUAAGAUUAUCAGCAAGGAUGAAAAUGGUAAUAUUAGAAUUAUUGCAGGAGAUUAUGAUGACCAGGAAGACGAAGAUGAGAAGAGUGGAGAAAUUGGAGAUGAAGAUGAUACUGAACAUUCUUCAGAUAUAGAGAGUUAUUCAGAUCUCGAAGCUGCGUUGAACACUGAAGGAGACUCAUCCAAAACGUACUUCAAGACACUUCGUCUUACUUCAGAACAAAUGAAGAAUAUGAACUUGCAUUAUGGAGAGAAUCAAUUGGUUUUCAAGCUCCACGAGGGAACUAGUCAAACUACAUCUAACUUAUAUUUGUGGAAAUCUACAACCCCAAUAGUCAUCUCAGACAUCGAUGGAACUAUUACAAAGUCUGAUGCUCUUGGUCAUGUCUUAAAUCUCAUUGGCAGGGACUGGACACACCCUGGUGUAGCCAAUCUCUUUCUGGAUAUCAAGGCAAAUGGCUACAACAUUAUGUACCUUACAGCAAGAUCUGCAGGUCAAGCAGAGGGAACUAGACAGUACCUCAAGAAUAUUGACCAAGAUGGUCACAGAUUACCCCCAGGUCCGGUUAUCUUGUCACCUGACAGAACCAUGGCAGCGUUUAGAAGAGAAGUGAUUUUGAAGAAACCUGAAGUAUUCAAAAUGUCAUGUCUUAGUGAUAUCAAGAACUUGUAUUUAAACCUGUUUGAAAUAAACCUGAAUAACAAUAAACAUACACAGGGAGACACGGGACUUAAUGAUGAUGAUAGAACUCCAUUUUAUGCUGGUUUUGGUAAUAGGAUUACAGAUGCUAUUAGUUAUAGAUCUGUAGGAAUUCCAUCACACAGAAUCUUCACAAUCAAUCCUGAUGGAGAAGUUCAUAUGGAAUUGUUAGAGUUGGCUGGUUAUAGAUCUUCUUACCUCCAUAUUGGAGAGUUGGUGGAUCAUUUCUUUCCACCCUUGAAGGCCGUUCCAGAUGCUUACUGGAACGAUAACCAAUUUAACGAAUAUAUGAUUCAUAAAAAUGACGAAGAUGAUGGACAAGAAGGUUCAGAUCCCAAUAUUCCAAACUCACCGGGAUCACCAGAUUAUGAUGAAGCAAGAAGUAUUAAUUCAGGAGGUGAAGAUUAUUUCCAAUAUCCCAAUUCCAAGAACGCGAAAGGAGGAUACAAUAGUGUCUUGGGGUUGAAGACGGAUGAGAGAUAUAAUGAUGUCAAUUACUGGAGGGAACCCUUACCAAAUUUGAGCGAUUUCAGUGACGAAGAAGACGAUAAAGCUGGUGCUACUGGUGGUAGCAGUCCUGCCCAAGUCGCAGAGCCAAAGUCACCAUCUGUCUUUUCAAUUCGAUCAUUUACUUUGUCUAGCGAUGAUAAGAACAAGACACUGCCACCAGUCGCUCUAGAUCAACUUUCUUUGACCCAGCAGCUUAAAAGAGAAAUCGAGCUACAAGAUGAAAGCGAAAACACUAAGGAAAAGCCUGCCUCUAGGAGUGCUUUCAGUUCACCACUUAAACAUUUCAUGUCUGCAGGGUCUAAUAAAUCCGAACCUGUUGUUUCCCCUAAUAGACCUGAAAAGAAUAAGGAUUCAUCCAACCAGAAUCAAAAAUAUUUCACGCCCAACGAUAGCAUGAUUUCUAAGGAUGAGUCCGAUUAUACUGACGAAGAUGAUGUCGAAGAUGACUAUAGCACGGAAGCAGAAUAUGACGAAGACGACGAAGAAGAAGACGACGAUGAUUACGAAGAUGAAGAUGAUUACGACGAUGAAGACGACUUAGAAGACCAAGGGGAAGAUCUUGAUGAGGAUGAUGAAGAUUUGGAUGUUGACCAUGAAUUAGAUGUUGACCAUGAAUUAGAUGUUGACCAUGAGUUAGAUGUUGAUGGUGACUUGGAAGAUGGUGUUCCUAGUGAACAAUUGGAAAAGCAUGGUCAAUCUUCUCCAAUUAGCUUAUUACAACAUGGAAGUUCCAUAAGUUCGAAAAAGUCACAAGCGUCAUUGGGGCUUAUACUGGAAGAAGACCCAAAGUUUAUCAAAGCAAGUCAGCUCAUGAAUAAUUUAGAUCUAAAUAAGUAG
Molecule: messenger RNA, 2841 nt
Organism: Dujonia railenensis
Lineage: Eukaryota; Fungi; Ascomycota; Pichiomycetes; Serinales; Debaryomycetaceae
Source: the annotation of a GenBank genome assembly